AUGUCGGCCCCCAACGCGAGCCCCGAGGCGGCGGCGCAGCUGCUCUUCCCGCCCAACGUGCAAUACAACCACGCGCGGCUGUACAACAUCAAGUUCCUCUCCUCCUGCUUCGCCGGCGCGGUCGCGGGCGUGCUCGGCUUCACGAACGCGUCCGGCUUCGCGCUCUUCGCGGCCUCGACCGCGCUCACCGCCGCCUGCCUGUACGUCAAGUGCCGCGGCCGGCCGGCCAAGUGCGUGCCCGGGGGCGUGCUGGAGCUCGUGAGCCCGGGGCAGGAGAACAUGUUUUCGUUCGUGCUCGUCUGGACGCUCUUCUACGGGAUCGUGCACGUGUACGACUAG
Epithele typhae is the source of this 339-nucleotide messenger RNA. RefSeq lists its product as uncharacterized. The coding region runs from base 1 to 339 and encodes 112 amino acids. The record is from RefSeq and is a predicted model, not a curated record. Gene Ontology annotation, biological process: protein folding in endoplasmic reticulum; autophagosome assembly. Gene Ontology annotation, cellular component: EMC complex; endoplasmic reticulum; membrane. Lineage: Eukaryota; Fungi; Basidiomycota; Agaricomycetes; Polyporales; Epitheliaceae. The transcript is spliced from 3 exons.